Adelges cooleyi (spruce gall adelgid) is the source of this 1436-nucleotide messenger RNA. RefSeq names its product THO complex subunit 6 (gene thoc6). Gene Ontology annotation, cellular component: THO complex; transcription export complex. The record is from RefSeq and is a predicted model, not a curated record. Gene Ontology annotation, biological process: mRNA export from nucleus. NCBI's taxonomy places the organism in Eukaryota, Metazoa, Arthropoda, Insecta, Hemiptera, Adelgidae. The transcript is spliced from 6 exons. The coding region runs from base 117 to 1181 and encodes 354 amino acids. Gene Ontology annotation, molecular function: protein binding.
CAUACAUAGGUACUACAGAUGCAGCUGCUGUCAACAAAUUAUUAAAUCUACUUGUUAGUUAUUAUUCAAAUUACUAAACUUUAAACUUAGAGAUUAAAAUCUAAAUUAUAAAGUAAAUGGUAAUAGGUUAUUGCGUAAAGAAUUUAAAUAAUCGCAUAACUUAUAAUCAUAAAAUGGUCGACAAGAAAUAUUACACAACCAUUUUGUCUCAAACUUUUUCUCCGUGUGGAAAUUACUUAAUCACUGGUAACAACUAUGGUAUUCUAACAGUAUAUAAUUUAAAACAUGAAUUACAUUCGGAUAAUGAUCUCAGAGAUUCAGAAUUUUCAAAAGAUCAAUCUUAUGGAUUUGAAAUGAUAAGAAAAAUGCAAAUCAGUAGUUUAGCGUCCGGAGAUAAAUUUUUAAUAGUUGGCGGUGUUGGGUUAAUUGUGGGUGUGGAUUGGGAUACAAUUAUCGGUAGCAACUAUGAAGAAAAUUCUAAAAUUGAACCUUUAAGUAUCAGCUGGAGUAUAAACAUUCCUGCUCCCAAAGAUUCAAUGUUAACUGUAGAUGUUAAUUGUAUGAUCCUCAACAAAGAAGAUAACAUUUUAUAUGCUGGUUGUGGAGAUAACAUUGUUUACGCCUUCAAUUUAGAAUGCGGUGAUGUUAUACAUAAACUUGAAGGGCACAGCGACUUUAUUCACUCAAUUGAUGACUUAAAUGAUACUAUUUCAUCGGCAAGUGAAGACGGAUCCGUUUUAUUUUGGGAUAAACGUACUAAAACUUUUACAUCUAAAAUAAUUCCCAGCAGUAAUCCAGCUAUUAGAAGACCAGACUUAGGGAAUUGGAUAGGUUCCGUUACAAUCACUAAAGAUUGGAUGUUGUGUGGUGGUGGAACUAAAUUGUCGUUAUGGAACCGUUCCAUGGCUGCUCCGAUGACUGUUUAUAAUACUACCGAAGAUUCUGGAAUACACGUAACUAAACUGAUGGACGAAUCAUUGUAUGCAGGAGGGUGUUCUAAAUAUUUUUAUCAGCUAUCGUUUACUGAUGAAGUGAUGUGUAAAAUUGAAACUAGUCCAGUAACGGUCUUCAGUUGUGUUAGUCAAGACAGUCCUUUCAAGGUAAUGUGUCUUGCUGGUUCUAGUAACAAAAUAGACGUCUGUACCAACUUGAAUUACAAAAUGACUACUCUAGGACUUUAAAUUUAAUUUUUAAUUUUAAAUAUAAUAAAUAAAAGAAGACAAUGUUUGUAUUUUUUUUCUUUGAGAAUUAUGAUGAUUAUGAUAAUUUAGUUAUCAUCCUAUUGUAUUUUCUAUUUUUUUUUCUUUUCUAUUUUAUUUUUUAACUGUUAAUGUAUAAAAUAAAUUAAUAUUUUUGAUAUUACCAAUAAAUACAAUGUAUAUUUUUUAUUAUAAUUUAUAUGUCAACUAAAGAUACGCCAAAUAUUUUUUCCGAAA